AUGGCCGGAAGCCAGAAGAAGUCCACCAAGAAGUUUGAGAAGAAACAUCUCAAGGACGUACUCGAACGACGAAAGGCGGCCGCAAAGAUCAAGCAGCGCAACCACCUGAAGGAGAAACGAAAAUCGGACAAUGCCAAGUCACGCGCCGAAAGAGAGAACGACUCCGAGGAUGACGCCGAACAGACCAAGAAAAAUGCCUUUGCAGAGAUGAACGUCGAUGAUUUCUUUGCUGGAGGAUUCGACAUCGCAGACCCGAAGAAGGCCAAGAAGAAGGAUGUUACCCCAAAGAUUGGAAAGCGCAAGCGAUCAGAGCCUCAGGAGGAUGAAGAGGAAGAGUCAAGCAGCGGAGAGGAGGACGCCGUACAGUUCCAAGACGAUGACGAAGAAUCGGAAGCUAGCGAAGCCGACGAUGUUGAGACACACAUGAAAGAUAUCGAGGCUCUGAAAGAGAAGGACCCUGAGUUCUAUAAGUACUUGAAGGAGAACGAUGCCGAGCUCCUUGAAUUCGGCGACCUUGCAGAAGUCGAUGCGCUGAGCGAAUCGGAGGAGGAGCAAGAUGAGCCAGCCAAGAAGAAGAAAAAGAAGGCAGCAAAGGAAGAAGAGGCUGCUUCUGAUCUCACAGUCGCAACUGUGAAGAAGUGGCAGAAGUCCAUGGAGGAACAGCACUCUAUCCGCGCGAUGCGACAAGCCGUGCUCGCUUUCCGCGCCGCGGCGUACCUCGACGACCCAGACGCCCAGGAGCAGAAGUACUCCAUCUCCGAUUCCAACGUCUACCACCAAGUUCUCGUCACAGCGCUCAACCAUGUUCCCAAGGUCCUAUCGCACCACCUCCCCGUCAAGGAGACCGCCUCUGGCAAGGUCCGAGUAUCGCUCGACAACAAGAAGUUCAAGACCCUCACUCCUCUCAUCAAGUCCCACACUUCCUCCGUCCAGAAGAUGCUCGCCAACCUCUCCGACGAGCAGACCCUCAAACUGACUCUCUCCUCCAUCGAACCCAUGCUCCCCUACCUCCUCCAAUUCCGCAAGCUUCUCAAGGUCCUCAUCAAAACCAUCGUUGGCAUCUGGGCCGACGCCUCCACAACCGAAGCCACCCGUAUCGUCGGCUUCCUCCUCCUUCGCCGCCUCAUGGUUAUCGGCGACUCCGGGCUUAAGGAGUCCGUUCUAAAGGCUUCCUACGAGGGCGUCGUCAAGGGCAGCCGCAACACAACAGUCCACACGCUCCCUGGCGUGAACCUGAUGAAGAACUCCGCCGCCGAGCUCUGGGGCAUCGACCAGAACGUCUCGUACACAACCGGCUUCAACUUUAUCCGCCAGCUGGCCAUGCACCUCCGCAGCAGCAUCACAAACACCUCCAAGGAGAGCUACAAGACAAUCUACAACUGGCAGUACGUGCACAGCCUGGACUUCUGGUCGCGCGUCCUCUCGCAACACUGCGACGGGCUCGUCGAGGCCAAACUCGGCAAACAGUCCGCUCUACGACCCCUCAUCUACCCCGUCGUCCAGAUCACCCUCGGCGCAAGCCGCCUCAUCCCAACAGCCCAAUACCUCCCGCUCCGCUUCCAGCUCACCCGCUCGCUGCUCCGUCUCUCCCGCGCCUCAGGCACAUACAUCCCGCUUGCGCCCCUCCUCCUCGAACCCCUCAACCUCACCGAACUCCGCAAAGCACCCAAGCAAGCCACCCUGCGACCCCUAGACUUCAACACGGCCAUCCGCGCGCCGAAAUCAUACCUCCGCACCCGCGUCUAUCAGGACGGCGCCGCCGAGCAGAUCGCCGAGCUUCUGUCUGAGUUCUUCGUCCUGUGGAGCAAGCACAUCUCCUUCCCUGAAUUGAGUGUCCCCAUUGUUGUCGCGCUGAAGCGCUGGCUGAAGCAGGUCUCGUCGCGGAACGGCGGAAACCGCAACCAGAAGGUCAAUCAGAUGAUUCUCCUGCUCGUGCAGAAGGUCGAGGCGAACGCGAAGUGGAUUGAGGAGAAGAGAGUCCAUGUUACCUUUGCGCCGAGGAAUAAGACGGAGGUUGAUGCGUUCCUGAAGGAUGUCGAGUGGGAGAGUACGCCGCUCGGCGCGUUUGUCAAGGUGCAGAGGAAGUUGAGGGAGGAGAAGGCUGCUAUUCUGGAGGAGGGACGACGGGAGGAGGAGAAGAGAAGGCAGGAGGAGAAGGAGGGUGGUGGUGAUGAUGUCACUAUGGAUGAUGUGGCUAGUGAGAACGAUCAGAGUGAGGAUGACAGUGAGGAUGAGGAGGAGGAAGAGGUUGAGGUUUCGGAGGAUGAGGACGAGGAAGAGGAGGAUGAUGACUGA
Messenger RNA from Aspergillus mulundensis, 2295 nucleotides. RefSeq names its product mRNA-binding ribosome synthesis protein NOC2. The coding region runs from base 1 to 2295 and encodes 764 amino acids. Gene Ontology annotation, biological process: ribosomal large subunit biogenesis. The record is from RefSeq and is a predicted model, not a curated record. Lineage: Eukaryota; Fungi; Ascomycota; Eurotiomycetes; Eurotiales; Aspergillaceae. The transcript has a single exon. Gene Ontology annotation, cellular component: nucleolus; nucleoplasm; Noc2p-Noc3p complex.